This is a messenger RNA of Ogataea polymorpha, 2361 nucleotides long. RefSeq lists its product as uncharacterized. Bases 1 to 1263 code for a protein of 420 amino acids. The transcript has a single exon. NCBI's taxonomy places the organism in Eukaryota, Fungi, Ascomycota, Pichiomycetes, Pichiales, Pichiaceae. Gene Ontology annotation, molecular function: metallodipeptidase activity. The record is from RefSeq and is a predicted model, not a curated record. Gene Ontology annotation, biological process: proteolysis.
AUGCCUGCGCCAGACUUAUACGAGGAAUUUCGGCGGCUGUCGAAAACGACGCCUGUCGUCGACGUCCACAACGACCUGCCCUACCAGCUCAGAUGGCAGCUGCACUACGAAAUAAACGAGGAUAAGUUCCAUUUCGACGAGCCGCUCGUGUCGCAGACAGACCUGCGUCGCAUGAAGCAGGGCGGCGUCGGUGUCCAGUUCUUCAGCUGCUGGAUGGACUACCCAAGUCCCGACGAGCUGUACCAGGACUUUGAGAGACCCAACAGCAUUGUACGGGACACGCUGGAGCAGGUGGACAUCAUCAAACGGCUCGUCGACAAGUACUCGCGGAGCAUGAAAUUUGUGACCAGCGCGGAUGAGGCGCUGCGCAGCUACCAGGAGUCGAAUGGCGACAUGAUAUCCGUCACAAUGGGCGUGGAGGGCCUGCACCAGGUCGACACGUCGCUCGCCGUGGUGAGACAGUACUACGACCUUGGCGUGCGCUACAUCACGCUGACGCAUAACUGCGACAACCCGUUUGCUACCGCGUGCACGACUGUCAUUGCCGGCAAGGAGGACAAGGGCCUCACCGCGUACGGCCGCGACUGCAUUCGCGAGUUCAACCGCAUCGGCAUGAUGGUGGACCUGAGUCACGUGUCGUACAAGACGAUGGUGGACGUUUUGCAGAUUGCGCGUGCGCCGGUGAUUUUUUCGCACAGCUCGGCGUACUCUGUGACUAACCACGAGCGGAACGUGCGGGACGACGUGCUGCAGAUGGUGAAGGCGAACGGCGGCGUUGUGUGUGUGGAUUUUGUGCCCAACUUCAUCAAGAAGCCCGACGCGGCCGACGCGUCGAUCGACGACUGCGUCGACCAUGUGCUGCACAUUGUCAACCUCAUCGGCUGGGACCAUGUGGGGAUCGGGUCUGAUUUCGAUGGUAUGGGCGCCACGGGCCCCAAGGGACUCGAGGAUGUGUCGAAAUUUCCCGACCUCGUCGUCAAGGUGUGGGAAAAGUCUGGCGCUACGCACGAGGAUAUCCGAAAGUUUAUGGGGCUGAACGUCAUCCGUGUGUGGAAAGAGUGCGAGCUGGUGUCUGAAGCGCUGAAGAACGAGCUGCCCGUCGAGACAAACUGGUCUGGAAGGCAGUGGCGAUUCCCCAAGUACAUCACGCUGUGUCCGGAGUUGUUUCCCGGCGCGGCGACUGCAAAAUCGACGCCAGACAUGUUCUACGAGGCCAAGCGGUACACUUUCAAGGACGUGGAGGGCGAAUACGAUCCUAAAUAGGAGAACUAGCUGUUUACAACGUGUAGUGGCCGGCGUCGUUGUCCCAGAUUUUGACGUUGAUAUUGUCGUCGAUCUUCUGGUGCACCUUGCCGAGCUCUGUGAGAAUCUGCGCCCAGGCGUCGUCGGAGCGUAGCGACUCGUCGCUUUGCGUGGAGGCGGCAGAAUGGACCGCAUCCUGCGGGGUUUGAGGGUGGCCAAACACCUGCUGCCAGGUUGCGUGUUUGAGCUCAAUCACGAGCGACCAUCGUUGUUUACACAGCGGUGUCGUGUGGUGGGCCAGAUACCCGAGAUUUUGCACCGCGUCCUCCAAAACGCGCACCUUGGCGCAUUUCUCGAGCGCGUGGAUGGCUUCCGACGAGUGCACUCCGCGGUCCAGACAUGCGACGUCGGCGAUCAGGCUGCGCAACAGCGCCAAAAUCGUCUGGAUCGGCUGGAACUUGCGGAUCUCCCAGAGAUAUCGCUUAUUUUUCGGCAUCGAGCCGUACGACAGAUACUGCUGAAGCAAGUGGAUCUGGCUCUCCUCGAACUCCGAACCCACCGUGCGCAACUGCACGUCAGACACAGACGAGGUCUCCGGGUUGCCAAACGUGCCAUUGUGGUCCGGGUGUUUCUGCAGCGAGAGAUCGACGAGCACGUGACACCGGUCAGCAAGCGACGAGAUGACAGCGGUGCUGAACGCGAGCCAGUCGGCGUGGAUGGUGCGCGCAUUGUCGAGCAGGCGCUGGGUCGCGGCAGCGCACUGCAGCGCCAGGUUAUCGAUGUCCCUGCGCAGCGCAAACCAGUCCUCGUCGGACGGUGUCUGUAGCCGGAACGCGAGCCGCAGAAUGCGGCUGCACACCACGGCCCAGCCGAACCGGCGGUUCGCGAAGGUCACGUGCGCGUCGAGCAGAAAGUCGCCUGUACCGGACUUGGUGUACUCUGCCGGGAACUGCGUGUCGUGCUCGCCCUCGACGAUGAUGGGUGGCAUCCGCGUCGAGAGCGCUGUUGUGCAGUCGAGGUAGUAGAUGUGCCACCAAAGAAUGCGGCGCUUUUGCACGUCUCUGGCGUCAGCAAUGCGGUGGUAGCUCCAGGGGUCGCGUUGCAGCUCGAGCAGCUGCG